UCCCGACCGGGACUCCCGCGUCCGUCUCCGUCGUCGAGAGGUCGAGGCGAGAUUUCAGAUUUGAGAUCUCCUUUAUGAAAAUGGCGGACGGCGUAGACAUAGAUCUCUACGCGGAUGAUUUGGAACAAGAUUUUGCUCAGGAAGAUUUUGGAGGCGAUGGUGUAGACUUGUAUGAUGAUGUGAUAGCUGCUCCUCCUGGAGGAGGGGGUGACAACAACACCUCAGCUCGCAGUGAAGGGUCUACUAACAAUGACUCUGGCUCUGGUCCUAACCACACUGGGUCAUUCCACCACAUGAACAAUAGUGUCAACAACAGCUCCAAUGUAGGACGAUACAGACUGUAUGUGGGCAAUCUUACCUGGUGGACGACAGACCAAGAUAUCUCAGAUGCAGUGUCUGCAAUAGGCAUCAAUGACUUUAUUGAAGUGAAGUUCUUUGAAAACCGAGCUAAUGGUCAGUCCAAGGGAUUCUGUGUAAUCACUCUGGGCUCAGAUCAGAGCAUGAGGAUGUGUCUGGACAGAUUGCCUAAGAAAGAACUUCACGGCCAAUGUCCAGUUGUUACAUACCCCAGCAAACAAGCACUCAACCAGUUUGAGUCUCAAUCAAAGACAAGACCUGUGCCUCCGCCUCAGCAGCAGAACAACAGAGGUCAACAGGGGCCCCACCCCAACCACGGGCCCCCACCUCCCAGGAUGAUGAUGGGGCCUCCUCAGAUGCGAGGCAUGAGGCCCCCGCCUGGUAUGCCUGGAGGUCCACCUGGUGGGCCCCGCAUGCCUGGCCCACACAUGGGGCCCCAUGGUCCUCCAGGGCCCCCACCAAACCAAGGACCCCCAGGGUUCCAGCACAACAACUGGAACGGACCCCCUCGACAGAAUGGUCCUCCUCGGCCCCCUGGCCCCCCGCCUGGUCCCCCGCAACAGCGUCCUGGCCCCGGAGGACCCCCUCCCGGCAUGCAGUUCCAGGGUCCACCCCCAGGUCAGGGCCCCCCACGAGGCCCUCCGCCUGGAGCCCAAGGUCCUCCACCAGACCAGCGAGGCCCUCCACCACGCCCAGACUGGAACCGCCCUCCUGGGAUGCAGCAUGGGCCUCCGCCUGGAGCCCCAGGGUUCAACCCCCACCAGGCCAUGCAGGGCCCUCCGCCAGGUCAGCCACCACGUGGACCACCGCCUGUGGGCUCUCAGAUGGGUGGCUUGCCACCUCCAGGACAUGGGCCCCCACCUCAAGGCCCUCAGGGUCCUCCCGCUCCUCAUGUAAACCCAGCCUUCUUCCAGCAGCAGGGAGGCCCUCCACCACACCAACCUCACCCCCAGCCACCUCCUGGACCCCCUCAUGGGCCCCCGGGUCACGGGCCUCCUCACGGAUAUGGUCCUCCUCCUACGUCGAGGCCGACUUACGGAGGGCCGCCUCCAGUAGAGCACAGGCCUGAGGUGCCAGCCAUCAGUGAGGUGGAGUUUGAAGAAGUGAUGGGUCGCAACAGGACUGUGUCCAGCUCUGCGAUCGCUAGGGCCGUCUCUGACGCUGCAGCAGGGGAGUACGCCAGUGCCAUUGAGACUCUGGUGACAGCCAUUUCUCUGAUCAAACAGUCCAAGGUAGCCAAUGACGACCGCUGUAAGAUACUUAUCAGCUCACUACAGGACACCCUGCAUGGAGUGGAGACCAAGAGCUAUGGCUCUUCACGCAGAGAGAGGUCAAGGUCACGAGAUCGCGACCGCAGCCAUCGCAGACGACGUGACAGAUCACGAUCUCGUGAACAUGACUACAGAGAGCGGAGUCGCGAUAGAGAUCGCGACCGUGAUAGGGAGAGGGAACGUGAAAAAGACAGGUACUAUGCAGAGGCGUAUGGUAGGGAGAGAUCUCGUAGCCGAGACAGAGAGAGGGAAUACAGAGGCCACAGUCGGGAAGACAGGUAUAAUCAAUCAAGCACCACUAGAAGAGUGAGGGUAAAGUCGCCAGAUCCAGUUGAUGCAGCUUCUGUCGUCAGCUCUAAAUCUAGGAGUUAUUAUGAAGACCGAUAUAGAGAGCGAGAUCGUGAUCGUGAUCGUGACAGGGAAAGGGACAGGGAACGGGAAAGAGAGAGAGAGACGUCCAGAAGAGAUCCAGAGAGAGAAAGAGAACGUGAUAGAGAGAGAGAACGAAGGGAAGAGAGAGCAGAAUCCUCCCACAGGACUUCUCGUCAUUGAGGUGCUGACUACACAUUUGACCAUCAGUGACGACGAAUGUUAAAUCCCUAAUAUUUUUAUUUGUACUCAUCUACAUUUUGUUAAUGUAACAUUACCUCCAUAAUAAGCACUUCAUUUGUAAUUGUGACUUAGCGUAGACAUUCCCUUCAAUUGCUUGUGGUUCACUGUAACCAUCGAAGGGCAUAUCCGUACUUUGUAAUUAGAUUUUGAUUUGACUUUAGUUUUGUGUAUUAUGUUUAAUAUAAGAUUGGAAUUGA
Molecule: messenger RNA, 2437 nt
Organism: Macrosteles quadrilineatus (aster leafhopper)
Lineage: Eukaryota; Metazoa; Arthropoda; Insecta; Hemiptera; Cicadellidae
Gene: Cpsf6
Product: cleavage and polyadenylation specificity factor subunit 6
Exons: 15
Coding region: 75-2180 (701 amino acids)
Biological process (GO): mRNA alternative polyadenylation
Cellular component (GO): mRNA cleavage and polyadenylation specificity factor complex
Molecular function (GO): mRNA binding
Source: RefSeq, a predicted model, not a curated record